CUUUCCAUGGAGCAGACACAGGACUUGUUGCUCUGAAAGUGGAAGUCAUUCCAUGUCGUGGUGUUGAGUUUGUUGCAGUCUCUGUAUGCAGUUUGUCUCCAGUUCAAAGUAGAAAAGAUGAAUAAGGUGAUUUUGGUGACGGGAGCAAACAGCGGGAUCGGCCUGGCGCUGUGUGAGCGUCUCCUGUCUCAGGACACAGAGAGUCUGCAGCUGUGUCUGGCCUGCAGGAACAUGCGGCGAGCUCAGGCCGCUCGCUCUGCCCUCCUCGCCUCUCACCCCGCAGCUCAGGUGGCCCUGCUGCAGCUGGACACCAGCAGCAUCUCCUCAGUCAUGGCUGCUGCACAGGAGGUCAAACUCAGGUACAACCGGCUGGACUACCUCUACCUGAACGCAGGCAUCAUGCCAAACCCGCAGUUUGAUGUCAAAGCCUUUUUCAAAGGCCUCUUCUCCAGCCGUGUCGUCGCCAUGUUUGCCACCGCUGAGGGGAUCCUGACGCAGAAGGACGGCAUCACCCCUGACGGCCUGCAAGAAGUUUUUGCAACGAACCUCUUUGGUCACUUCCUACUCAUCCGGGAGCUGGAACCUGUUCUGUGCCAUGCAAGCCAGACCUCCCAGCUGAUCUGGACCUCCUCCAGUAACGCUCACCGCUCAGCUUUUAACCUUGAAGACAUACAGCACCAGGGAGGCACCCAACCCUACAGCUCCUCCAAAUAUGCCUCCGACCUGCUCAGCCUGGCGCUCAACACACACUACAACAAGCAGGGUUUGUUCUCAUCUGUCAUUUGUCCUGGUUUCGUGAUGACCAAUCUGACCUAUGGUAUCCUGCCCUCCUUCCCAGCCUUCCUCUGGACUGUGCUUAUGCCCAUCUUUUGGUUUAUAAGAAUGUUCACCAACACUUUCACCCUGACACCUCACAACGGAGCUGAAGCCCUGUUCUGGUUAUUUAAGCAAAAGCCUGAAUCACUGGACCCUCAAGCCAAGUACCACAGUUUAACAUCCUGGCUGGGUAACAACUACACACAACCACGUAAGAUGGAUAUCGACCUGGAAACAUCUGAGGCUUUGUACGAGAAAUUACUGCAAAUGGAAAGUGAAGUGAGAAAGACCCUGGGGGAAAAACAGAAAAAAUCCCAACAUGCCCUUGGAUCAUCUUGACACACUUCUGGGAUGGGAAAUGGAGAGUAUUUUGUUCCUGUGUGCACUGGCAGCAUCCGCACACUCACUGUCACACACUCCGCUGCCUUGCACAACAUGCAAGCCUGAAUUCAAAGUUACAGCAACGCCAUAAGCACUGAAAGUUUGAUUUCCUGUUUCCAUCUUUAAUAUCUUGAAUGAAAAUGUCAGUUAUAGGACGAAGGACCAGAAUUAUGUAUGUUGAGAUGGUUUCGUAAAAGAGUUGACAAUAAAACUGAGCAUUGCCUGUUUUCAUCCACUUUAUCCAAGAAUGAUAAUGAGGAGAGCAUUGAAAACACACAGGUCACCAUCUGCUCAGCCUAAGAGAUCCAGGAUCGACUACUUCCAAUCUGGUUGUUAAUUCCAAGAUCCUCACGGCAAAAAGCAUUGCAGUCCGCCAGCAGACUAUCGGUAUCAUCCCAGAAGUUAACAUAAGUGGUCUGUGUGAGCCCCUGUGCGGUGUACGGCGGCGCUGGUACCUGCGCACAGGCGCACCUGAAAUGCCGCUCUGGAGGAUUUGGGGCGCAAAGCGAGCGGUCGUCCCCGUGUUCCACCGCCUGUUUCCCGGCCCCGCACUCCUCCUCUGCUCCGCUCAGCUUCGGGUUGCAAAAAGCCCACACCAUGCCGCAGAAAUAGACGAAAAACGUGCCCAUGACCAUAACCAUGAGCGCGUAGGACUCUAUCAUGGCUUUGGUGACUGGAGAUGUCAUCUUUUGGAUGCGCGGGGAUGAUAAUCGUUCCCAAAGUGUGUUCAGGACAGGAGGGAGUCUCGGAGUGCGACUGGCAUCAUCCUGUGGGCUGGACCACUUCAGCACCGCUCAGUUCAGUAACGUGAGACGGAGACCAGCAGGAAAUAAUUGAUUGCUUUGUCACCUCUCUCCUUGGACUGACUUUACAGUGUCAGUGGGCCUCGGAAAGAAAUAGAACAAAUUCAGACUGUAGGUGAAAUAAACCAUUUUGAUAUUACUGUACAAAAUGAACAUUAGGGGCACUCCUACUUAACUUGAAUUAAACGUAAUUAAACUUUCCUUAAUAUGUUAUUAUAAAUCUUAAUUCCAGUGAUAUCCAACUGAUAAGUAAAGUGUCAGAGUAAAGGGAUUGCCUCAUAUUGCUCAUAUGUAAUUAUCAGAUUGUUAAUAUUACCCUGGCACUGCAUGGAAUGAUUGUGUGUUCCCCUUUCGAAGGAACCAGAAAUGUGUGUAACAUCUAUCUGAUGUCCAGUAGCUUCUUUAUAGAGCGCUGUUUGGAGGAAAAGUCCAGUGUAAAGCUGGGAGCAAACGAGUAGACCUUUAAUAUCCUAGGCAACGGAAAUCUGCCCGUCAUCUAAUUUAAACAUUAAGGCCUUAAAAAUGAGACACAGCACAUGAUUACUUAUUGCAUAAUUAUAUCUUCUGCAGCACUAACGUAGCCUACAGACCCCUGGUUAACAACUUAAAGGUUGACUUUUUAUCCUGCUUGUGUCUGGUUGUAUGUGCGUUAGUACAUUAAUAAUUAAACUUUAAUGUCACGUUUGUAUUCAUCAUUCAUGCAAACAGAGCUUCAUGUGUCCAUUUGUCUCCCCGACAACCUCCCAGGUCAGCGCUCCCUGACAGGCUCAUCAGCAGGCAGCUGGGUUUGACUUUCCUUAUAAGGUCAAACACCAGAAUCCACAGCUCCCAAAAUACCUUCAGCGAUCAAUGAGACUUUAGUGUCUUUUUUGUUGGGUUUCAUGCUUGAAUAAUUUAGACCAAGUAUUAUUUCCCUAAAGGUCUCCUUCACAACACAAGCGUACAGUAUGCAGUAUUUUUGCUAUAGGCUAUAAAAAAGCUCUGAAUUUCGUCAAAGACAACAAGAAAUGUCUUCAUCUAAUCCAAUAAUUUAUCUUCACUGUAUGAGUAAGCACUGAAAACUUAUCAGGAUGUCUAUGUGUAUUUACGUGUAUUUGUAUUUAUAAGUUGCUUUUCCUGACUUUUUAUGAUCAAAAUUGUAGAUCACAUCCACUCUGCAAAGCACAAACCUUGACUGUGAAUAAACCACAAAGAAUUUAUUAUUUUAUUGUAGCAACGAUAUCAGAGGCUCCAAUUUCCUUUGCCUUGGAAGGCCAAAACUAAAUUUUGCAUUUUAAUGUGUCAUAUUAUUAAGAUGCAAAAUAUUACUAGGAUCGUAUCACUCUGCACAGACUAUGAAAAAUAUCAAUAAUAAUAAUUCAGGAUCCUACAUAUUCAAAGAGCAUUUUAACCUCUCAAAAGAUAAAACAGCAUAAGUAUUGUUAUAUUUCUUAAUUACUCUUGAAUCAUCUUUUGUUUGAGCCUUCGGACGGGCCAGCGUCGGCCUGCAGGCCCAGAACUAUAUGAUCUUUACAGCACAGCUACACACAGGAAAUUCAAAUAAUCAUAUUAAUGAUCAUUUCAGUCAUUAGUGACUGAAUCCUGAGUUUGAGCAGCUCCUUCCAGGGCAACACUAUGAAUAUCCCAGGCAAAGACAAAGCUCUACAAGGGUUCUGUUACUGCAAAUAUAAGUGAUGUGGUCGACCAACUGGUAAACUUGAAUAAGGGAAUAUAAGCUGUGCACCAUGGGAACAAAUUUACUGAUUUUUGAUCUCUUAAUGUGGUGUGGUUUUUUUCUCCUCUGGACAUGAUUGUGUUUGUAUUUUCAUGGAUGAGACUAAACACAGUUUACUGCUUCGGCCGGACAAUAAAGUUUAUUCUGUUCUAGUGUGCUACCACAGUAUUGUCAACUCAUCUUCCUUUGUUUCAGCAUCAAGCGGAUCAUGUAGCUGAGAUGUCUUUCGACCAAAGUGUUGAGCCUGUGGCCUUGCAUUUAAAGACACAACGUGCACAGAACCACAAGCUAUGCAAAAUGAUUUUUACUACUGUGAGGAGUGGCGCUAACCUCAUGUCUGUGAAAUACUGUACAUACAACACAGCGUUUAAAAGUGCCUGGGGCUCAGUGUGGCGUAAAUACUCAUCCUGAGCCUGAUUUAAAAGCUAGUCUGUCAGUGCGGAUUGAUGAUGAUGACUGUAUGAGUAAUUACUUAAUUACAGUUUGACCUUCCCUCAUGUCUUGACUUCUUCUAAACCAAAAUCUACUUGCCAGAAACAGAUGCACCUGCUAUCUCCUUUUUUGCCUUUUGCAAAGUUAUCAUUAGAGUGGAAGGGCUGUUGAAGUAGUUCAGCCUUCUUUAAUAUAUAUAUUAAAAAAAAGAAAAGCUUACAUGACACUGUGGCCAGCAAUCAUGAAGUCUGAGAAGGUUUUUUUCUGAGAAGUCAAAACAAGAGCUCAGAGUGUGUUUGAGGGCACCCAUGCUUGGCUUUACAGAGGCUAGCAUCACCGGAAACAGUAUAACUGGGUACUGUAGUUC
Acanthopagrus latus (yellowfin seabream) is the source of this 4513-nucleotide messenger RNA. It is a transcript of the gene hsd17b7, whose product is annotated as hydroxysteroid (17-beta) dehydrogenase 7. The coding region runs from base 118 to 1155 and encodes 345 amino acids. Gene Ontology annotation, molecular function: estradiol 17-beta-dehydrogenase [NAD(P)+] activity; 3-beta-hydroxysteroid 3-dehydrogenase (NADP+) activity; 5-alpha-androstane-3-beta,17-beta-diol dehydrogenase (NADP+) activity. NCBI's taxonomy places the organism in Eukaryota, Metazoa, Chordata, Actinopteri, Spariformes, Sparidae. The transcript is spliced from 9 exons. The record is from RefSeq and is a predicted model, not a curated record. Gene Ontology annotation, cellular component: endoplasmic reticulum membrane. Gene Ontology annotation, biological process: cholesterol biosynthetic process.